Molecule: messenger RNA, 1007 nt
Organism: Rubroshorea leprosula
Lineage: Eukaryota; Viridiplantae; Streptophyta; Magnoliopsida; Malvales; Dipterocarpaceae
Source: the annotation of a GenBank genome assembly
AACUCCCCAACAACCUUCCACCUCACCUAUCACCUCAGAUCCCAAAUAUGUUCCCUCCUGUUGAUCAUACAGAAGGAGGAGAUGAAAACCAACCUCACAACUCAGCUUCCACCGCUAAUCAAGAUGUAGUUACAGCUCAGCUUGCUGCUAUGCAACAACAGUUUGGUGUCUUUCAAUUAGUUUUGGCUCAACUCCUAGCUUGGAAUAAUCCUGGCGAUCCCCUUAUCAAUUUACUGAACCCUACUCCACAACCCCCAGUUCAACAGCAAGACCCUCAACCAGUUCAGCAUGCUCUUGCUCUUAGUGAGUCUCAAGGUCAGUCUCACAUAGCCCCAGCUCAACAACCUCUACCUGAUGAUAUUCCUCAGCUCGAGACAUAUGAUGGGACAAAGGAUCCCGAUGAUCACCUCCAUGCCUUUUACUCCUGUAUGCAAGCUCAAAACACCUCUGAAUCGUUAAUGCGUAAGAUCUUUCCCUCCACUCUCCGUGCUAAUGCCCGAACCUGGUAUUAUUGUUUGCCCCCAAGAUCUAUCAGCUCCUAUUCAGAAAUGGCAUUUGCUUUUUCCAUAAAGUUUUCUAGCAGAAGGUUGAUAAGGAAAACUACUUCUGAACUGAUGCGAGUCAAACAGAGGGACGGAGAAUCUCUAAAGAAUUACAUGAGCAGGUUCAAUGAUGUAGUUCUCGAAGUCAGCUCCUUCAACCAAGCCGUGGGAAUUGCGGCUGUAAUUCAAGGUCUCCAACAUGAAAGAUUCAGAGAUAGCUUAAUAAAGCAUGCUACUGCUACUUUCAACGAGGUUAAUGACAGAUCGUUGAAAUUCAUAACUGUUGAGGAAUACGCUUUAUCCCAGAAACUAGUUAUUCCCAAGAAUCAAAAUCUAUAUUGGAGAGAUGAGGGUCAAAGCAGAAAACGGAUGAAGACAGUGCAAAACUGAGGUCCGAUGUCGACCUCUACAGCGAGAUUUGGAAAGCUGAACUCACUACCCCCUUAGUAAAAUAUCAGUAAAGAA